AUCGCGCGCUUCGGCGCCGCCUGCCUCGGCAGCGUGGCCCUCUGCCUCUUCCCGCUGCACGCGGCGGAGCUGCCGUCCGCCGAGAUGCUCGGCGUCGCUGUCGUGAUCACGUGGACCGUGUUAGCCGUAUACGUGUUCGGCGCGCUGCCGCGGCGUGGCGCGGUGCGGCUCGACGAGGACGAGGACGAGGAGGGCGUGACCGUCACAGACUUGUAG
Cutaneotrichosporon oleaginosum is the source of this 216-nucleotide messenger RNA. RefSeq lists its product as uncharacterized. Lineage: Eukaryota; Fungi; Basidiomycota; Tremellomycetes; Trichosporonales; Trichosporonaceae. The record is from RefSeq and is a predicted model, not a curated record.